Molecule: messenger RNA, 1290 nt
Organism: Lipotes vexillifer (Yangtze River dolphin)
Lineage: Eukaryota; Metazoa; Chordata; Mammalia; Artiodactyla; Lipotidae
Product: HLA class II histocompatibility antigen, DR alpha chain
Exons: 5
Coding region: 108-869 (253 amino acids)
Biological process (GO): antigen processing and presentation; immune response
Cellular component (GO): MHC class II protein complex; membrane
Source: RefSeq, a predicted model, not a curated record
UUUUAAUCAGUCAGACUCUGACACCCUACAUUCUCUUUACUUGUAUUCCAGUCUGUUGUGACCCACCUUGAGCUCUACUGACCCUCAUCGAGACACCUAAAAAGAAAAUGGCCAUAAUUGGAGUCCCAAUACCAGGAUUUUUCAUCACUGUACUGAUAAGCCUUCAGGAAUCAUGGGCUAUCACAGAGGAUCACGUGAUCAUCCAGGCCGAGUUCUCUCUGUCCCCUGAUCAAUCAAACGAGUUUAUGUUUGACUUUGAUGGUGAUGAGAUUUUCCACGUGGAUAUGGAAAAGAAGGAGACAGUGUGGCGGCUUAAAGAAUUUGGAAAUUUUGCCAGCUUUCAGGCUCAGGGUGCAUUGGCCAAUAUGGCUGUGGGAAAAGCCAACCUGGACAUCAUGAUAAAGCGCUCCAACCACACCCCAAACACCAAUGUACCUCCAGAAGUGACUGUGCUCUCAAACACCCCUGUGGAACUGGGAGAACCCAACAUCCUCAUCUGUUUCAUCAACAAGUUUUCUCCACCAGUGAUCAAUGUCACGUGGCUUCAAAAUGGCAAACCUGUCACCACAGGAGUGUCAGAGACGGUCUUCCUGCCCAGGAAUGACCACCUUUUCCGCAAGUUUCACUACCUCCCCUUCGUGCCCUCAGCCGAGGAUGUCUAUGACUGCAAGGUGGAGCACUGGGGUUUGGAGGAGCCUCUUCUCAAGCACUGGGAGUAUGAAGCUCCAACCCCCCUCACAGAGACCACAGAGAACACGGUGUGUGCCCUGGGCCUGGUUGUGGCUCUGGUGGGCAUCAUUGUUGGGACCAUCUUCAUCAUCAAGGGUGUGCGCAAAGGCAACACUGUUGAACACCGAGGGCCUCUGUGAGGCACCUGCAGGUAAUGGACUUUGUUAAAGAGAAGAUCGGUGAAGAUAUUUCUGCUUUAAUAGCUUUACAAACCCGGCAGUACUCCGAUUUUUCACCUCAGUGACAGCAACCAUCCUUCAGCACUUCCCAACCCUUUAGCUACUCUAAGAGUAAAGACGCCUUCUACAAUCUCCAAAUUCUAAUGUCUAGUUAUUCCCUGUCUAUUGCUCCUUCUUGUAUUGGCUUUCCCUCCGUUUUCCACUGUCUUUUUAUUAUCACCAUGUAAUGCCUUUGGAAUAGAGCCCAUAGGAUCCUUUCUCUGCUAUGGAACCUUUUGAAUGUUCUAUGGGCUUUCUCUUGUAAACUUAUUAUUUGGAGUUUCUUCUGACUGCAAUUGUGAUUUUUCUGAAUACAAUAAACUUUGAGUGGGUCUUAAGUGGA